This is a messenger RNA of Anopheles nili, 10506 nucleotides long. RefSeq names its product protein dachsous (gene ds). Gene Ontology annotation, cellular component: plasma membrane. Gene Ontology annotation, biological process: homophilic cell-cell adhesion. Gene Ontology annotation, molecular function: calcium ion binding. Bases 1 to 10506 code for a protein of 3501 amino acids. The record is from RefSeq and is a predicted model, not a curated record. NCBI's taxonomy places the organism in Eukaryota, Metazoa, Arthropoda, Insecta, Diptera, Culicidae. The transcript has 11 exons.
AUGGCGGAACAUAAGAGUAGACACGGUUAUAAUAGUUGCAGUAAUCGGCACAGAAAGAUGUCGCUACUGUGGCUUUUACUUAUGAUAUGUGCAUUCAGCGGGGAUAGUGGAGGGGGAGGAGGGCCUGGUAUGUUUAUGCGAAUGGCCGUGGCUGAACACGUGCGAGAACUAGAAGUAGCGGAAGGUGUGCCGAUCGGGCACCAGAUCGGAUUCAUUGGGGAGUUCCUGAACGAGAACGGUGGUGACAGUGGGCCACCGUAUCUGAUUGUCCCAGUGCCAGGCAGUGCGGUCGACACGGACCUGGCGAUCGAUCAUACAACAGGCGAGAUCCGAACGAAGGUGGUGUUGGAUCGAGAGAACCGGUCAACCUAUUCGUUGGUAGCUAUCCCGUUAAGCGGGGAGAACGUGCGCGUAGUACUACGCGUGCUGGAUGAAAAUGAUAACGCCCCUACAUUUCCAACAGCGCUUAUGAGUAUAGAGUUCCCUGAAAACACCCCCCGUGACGUAAAACGUACACUAAACCCAGCGCGAGACGCAGACCUCGGGCGUUACAACACCCAACGGUACGGUAUCGUAUCGGGAAACGUGAACAAUGCGUUUCGACUCUCGUCACACCGUGAGCGAGAUGGGGUCCUUUACCUGGACCUCCAAAUAAACGGAUUUCUCGAUCGCGAGACGACACCGGCCUACAGCCUAGUGGUGGAGGCGCUCGAUGGUGGCAGUCCGCCACUCCGCGGGCAAAUGACGGUCAACAUUACUAUCCAGGACGUAAACGAUAAUCAACCGAUCUUUAACCAAAGUCGAUACUUUGCGACCGUCCCUGAGAACGCGACGCUUGGUACAACAGUGCUGCAGGUCUUCGCCACCGAUCAGGAUGCAGGCGAGAACGGCAUGGUGGAGUACGCGAUUAACCGGAGGCAGAGCGACAAAGAGCAGAUGUUUCGCAUCGAUUUGAUCACCGGCCUUAUAUCCGUCAAUAAGCCACUUGAUUUUGAGACGCGUGAGUUGCACGAACUGGUAGUAGUAGCUAAAGAUCGCGGUAUGCAGCCGCUGGAGACAACCGCGUUUGUCUCAAUUCGUGUGACAGACGUCAAUGACAACCAACCGAUUAUCAACGUCAUCUUCCUCAGUGACGAUGCGACGCCAAAGAUUUCUGAAUCUGCUCUUCCCGGGGAAUUUGUAGCGCGCAUUUCUGUCAAUGAUCCAGAUUCACGUGCCGAGUAUUCCAACGUCAACGUAACACUGUCCGGCGGGGAGGGUCACUUCGGGUUGACAACUCGCGAUAACAUCAUCUACCUGGUCAUUGUUUCACUACCUUUGGAUCGCGAGGCUAAGCCUAAUUACACUCUCAGUGUUAUCGCUACCGAUACCGGAAAUCCUCCAUUGCAUGCCGCGAAGGAUAUCUUCCUCACCGUGACCGACAUCAACGACAAUGCGCCCGAGUUCGAGAAAGAGGUGUACCACGCCAACGUUAUGGAAGUAGCUGACCCAGGGACGUCCGUAAUUCAAGUGACGGCAAUCGAUCGAGACGAAGGCAAUAAUUCGGCCAUCAUUUACUCACUGCUCGAUACACCCGAUACCCACUCACACUGGUUCCAAAUUGACAUGCACUCCGGACUCAUCACCACUCGAGCGCACAUCGAUUGUGAGACCGAUCCGGUGCCACAGCUGAUUGUAAUAGCGCAGGAUAAUGGUCGGCCAGCGCUUUCCUCCACAGGAACCGUGCUCGUCACUAUUCACGACGUCAAUGACAAUGAGCCGAUUUUCGACCAAAGCUUCUACAACGUAUCCGUUUCCGAGAACGAAACCAAGGGGCGUUGCAUUCUCAAGGUAUCAGCUACCGACCCUGACUGUGGUGUUAAUGCAAUGGUGAACUACACUCUCGGUGAGGGCUACAAGAAGAACACUGAAUUUGAGAUUCGAGCAAGCACGGGGGAGGUGUGCAUUGCCAACGAAUUGGACUAUGAAACACGGAAUUCUUACGAGUUUCCCAUCAUAGCAACCGAUCGAGGCGGCCUCAGUACGACUGCCAUGGUAAAGAUCCAACUUACCGAUGUCAACGACAACCGGCCAACAUUCUACCCUCGUGAAUACAACGUGUCAUUACGCGAGUCAAUGCCUACAAACUCGCUACUAUCUACGCCUGUCGUGGUGGUUGUAGCUACCGACUCCGAUUCGGGCAGCUUUGGUACGAUUAGCUACCGCAUAGUGGCGGGAAAUGAAGCCGGUAUCUUUCGCAUGGAUCGGUUGACGGGAGAAAUUUUUGUCACGCGUCCUAACAUGCUGUCAAGUAGAACGCAGCCAUACCAUCGAUUGAACAUAUCGGCCAGUGAUGGUGGAGGUCUACGUUCGACGUAUGACGCAGAAGUCUUCAUUAGUGUAAUCGACGCUACACAGCGUCCACCAAUCUUCGACAAACCACGUUACACCUACUACGUCAAGGAAGACGUCAAACGGAACACAGUUGUAGGAACAGUAUCUGCAACUAGUAGUAAUUCAGGAAGUCGAGGCUCGCUUCGAUACUUCAUUUACUCAGGUGACCCGGACGGAUUCUUCGCCAUUGACCCUGUAUCGGGUAACAUUCGUGUGGCAAACGCUUUGGAUCAUGAGACGAAGCCUCAGGUGCUGCUCAAUAUUCAGGCCACCAGCGGAGAUCCACCUGCAUACGGACAUACACAGGUGAACAUCGAUAUUGAAGAUGUAAACGAUAAUCCACCUGAAUUCGAAUCCGGUACGGUUCGCAUUUCUGUGCCGGAAAAUGUAGAAAUCGGAUUCCCAUUGUACGAAGCAAAUGCACAAGACAAGGAUUCAGGCAUGAGCGGUGUUAUAACGUACAUGCUAGCUGGACAACCUUAUAAACUAGCCGGUGCAGUGCCUGCUGUUCAGCUAUUUAGCAUCGACAGCCGUAGUGGACAUUUGACUCUUGCGAGACCACUGGACUAUGAGUCCUUACAACGUCACACACUUAUUGUGACUGCGUCUGACGCUGGUACUCCUUCUCUUUCCACCAAUCUAACUAUUCUAGUAGAAGUACAAGAUGUGAAUGACAAUGCUCCUAUCUUCGACAAAAAAGAGUACUUCAUCGAAGUUCUCGAAUCAACACCCAGUAAUUCACAGAUCCUUCAAGUCAGUGCCACUGACGCAGAUACAGGCAAUAAUGCAAGGUUAACGUAUAAAAUAUUGGGUGAAGAUCAUCAACGUACUGGAAAAUCAACACAACCAGCCUUACCCAAUGAACCUGUGUCGGAAAUUUUCGGUAUAUUUCCAAACAGUGGUUGGAUCUACCUUCGAACCAAGCUGGAUCGUGAAGUCAAAGAACGAUACAACGUUACAGUAAUAGUUAGUGAUAACGGUGUACCAACACUUACCGCGACAACUAACAUUAUAAUAGUAAUUCUGGAUGCCAAUGAUAAUAGUCCAAUUUUCACAAAAAGCCUUUACGAAUUUGAAAUCGAAGAAAACAUGCGCCGUGGAGCAAUGAUUGGUACCGUCCUGGCGUCAGAUAUCGAUGCAGGUAUUAAUGCUGUUGUGCGAUACAGUCUUAUUCCGAGCAAUAGUAGCUUUCAAAUCAAUCCAGUCACAGGGGAUAUAACUACCCGCGACUCGCUUGACCGAGAAACCAAAGCGCACUAUGACCUAGUUGUGGAGGCUCGUGAUCAAGGCACACCCUACCGUAGCUCGCGGGUAUCGGUACGUAUACAAAUUUUGGAUGUUAACGACAACGCCCCCGACAUAGUCGAUCCACAGGAAGAUGUGGUGAGUGUUCGUGAAGAGCAGCCUAUAGGAACAGAGGUAGUGAAAGUGCGUGCAAUCGAUCGUGAUAACGGACAGAAUGCUUCCAUCAGCUACUCUAUUCUUAAAGGGCGGGAUUCUGAUGGGUACAGUAUGUUUUCUAUUGAUGCGAUAAGCGGUAUAAUUCGCACAAAGAUAUCACUAGAUCAUGAGGAGAAAACUAUUUAUCGGUUAGCAGUAGCAGCAACCGACAAUGGAAAACCGCAAAAACAAACGGUCCGUCUUUUGCGCAUUGAGGUCCUUGACCUAAACGACAAUCGUCCGACGUUUACAAGCUCAAGUCUGGUAUUCAGACUACGUGAAGAUGUUGGUGUUGGGCACAUCAUUGGCUCUAUCAGUGGCAACGAGCAGUCCGAAGCAGACGCCCAUAUCUCGAACAUUAAUGAUUUGCACAUCACUUACACUCUUACUUCUCUGACAAACGACGUCAUGGAGGGUGCUUUCGAUAUCGAUCGAAACACCGGGAAGCUUGUCGUAGCUCGACAACUCGAUAGAGAGCAACAAAGUGAAUAUCGCAUGGAGAUACGCGCCCUGGAUACAAGUGCAAGCAACAAUCCACAAAGUUCUGCUAUUACUGUAAAGAUUGAAAUUGCAGAUGUCAACGAUAAUCCACCAAACUGGUCUAAUGAUCCGAUUGAUGUAUUUGUAUCUGAAGACUGUGUGGUCGGCUCAAUAGUGUACAAUUUCACAGUUCAAGACAACGACACUGGUACCAACGCGGAAAUCAAAUAUAAUUUGUCAAAGCAUAGCCAAUUGGGACAAAAAGACUAUUUCGCCAUCGAUUCUCUUACAGGCUCUCUUACAUUGCUUGCUCCCCUCGACCACGAGGACACACAAGAGUUUUUGCUAAUAGUGCAAGCCACUGAUCAAUCGUCGAAUGUUUCCGAGCGUCUAACUACAUCGGUAACUGCGCGAAUCAUGGUUACCGAUGUUAACGAUAAUUCGCCAAAGUUUGUGCUCCCUCAUAAACCAAACGGUGUAGUGUACAUUAGCGAUUCAUUAGAAAUCGGUCAUAUUGUAUCACAUGUGGUAGCAAUUGAUCCAGACAGUGGAGAUAAUGGCCGCAUUAGGUACACAUUUGUCAGCGGUAAUGAAGACGAACACUUUGCAAUCGAUACCGAUACAGGCGUUAUCAGAUUGGCCAAAGCAUUCACCAGCAAUUUUAUUUUGGAAAGCAGCAAACGUACUACACGCAGUGGAAAAUACCAGCUCAUAAUAUCGGCUAGCGACCACGGCACGCCACGUUCACGACAAGCUAGGAUGACACUGCAAGUUAUUAUUCAAAAUAUGACAAACAAUCCUCCGCGAUUUGUUGAAUCUGUUUAUCAUGUCAACGUUACCGAAAAUGUACCUAGUGGGAGUUUCGUAGUACGUGUCGCGGCAAGAUCUCAUUCCGAGACAAACUCCGGUCCCACAUCCAAUCUUACUUAUGAAAUUCCGAAGGGAGCUGGAAAUGACCAAUUUGCGGUUGAUCCUGUUCGUGGUAUUGUCACUACCCGUGGCAUGUUCGAUCGCGAGAUGAAGGAUUUCUAUACGGUUCCAAUCUACGUGACAGAAGGAAACCGUUUUAAGAAAUCUUCAUCGAGUGCAAUAUCCAACAAGGAAAUGACACAAUUUGACGUUGCUAUACUCGUUGUGCACGUUAGUGAUGUAAACGACCAUGCCCCGGAAUUUUUACAAGGUUCUUGUUAUCCGCUAGCCAUCCCCGAAAAUAGCGAACUCUCGAUUAUCCACACAGUUGUAGCAACCGACGCAGAUGAUGGAAUAAAUGGAGAAAUAACUUACAGCAUUUCGGGAGGGAAUAACGGAAACAAGUUCAGUAUUGAUUUACAUUCGGGAGCCAUCACUGCUCGACCGCUUGAUCGUGAAGUACAUGCAAAAUAUGUGCUACAAAUUACUGCCCAAGAUCGAGGAUCUCCUGUCACACACCAGGGACACUGCAACAUUACCAUUCGUGUGGAGGAUGAAAAUGAUAAUGAUCCUAAAUUUGAACUGCAGAAAUAUAUAGCAACUAUCGACGAAGAUGUUCCAAUCGGAUCAUCGGUACUUACCGUAAAAGCAAUCGAUGCAGAUGUAGGCAUUAACGCUCGCAUCGUUUACUCGUUGGCUAAUGUUACUGAAUGGCUAUUUAACAUUGAUAGCAAAACAGGAGUCAUUACUACAGCUGGGUUUUUCGAUCGUGAACGUAAAAAUGUUUAUAACUUCAUGGUAGUUGCAAUGGACAGCGGUCGCUACAAUGCACGUUGGCAAAAUGUUCCGGUACAGGUAAUUAUAGCCGAUGUUAACGACAACAAGCCAGUAUUCGACAAAUAUCCAUUUCGGGAACAAAUCGGCGCAUUGGUGCAGCCAGGCCAGACCCUUUUGCACAUCUCAGCCACUGACAGUGACCAUGGCAGUAACGGAGAGAUCAUAUACAGUAUAAGUGAAAAUGAAGAUAAUACCAAAUUUCGUAUUAAUCCAUCAACUGGAGCACUAAGCGCAAUGCAAAGCCUAGCCAGUGAAAAUGGACGUCUGCUACACAUCGAGGUGACAGCGCGAGAUAAAGGCAACCCUCCACAAAUCGCAAAUGGCUUAAUUGAAUUACGCGUAGGAGAAAUACAGCAAGAACUUCCUGUGCUGCGGUUUCAAAAUAAUUCUUACCGCAUAACGCUUUCGGAAAACACGCCUGUGGGUCGGACGGUACUGCAACUAAACGCCAUUCGUAGUGAUGGUAGACGCCAGAAGAUCAUUUAUAACUUCGGCUCGGGCAACGAGGAUGGUACGUUUUCAAUCGAUGCAGUAACUGGAGAAGUCCGAAUUCGGAACUCGCACAAUCUAGAUUAUGAACGCUUUAGUCGCUUGAAGAACGAAAAUAUUGAGUUGGUAGCAGUAGCCCGUACAGAUGGUACUCCGUUGUUAUACGGGUAUACGUCAAUAAACGUGGGGUUACAGGAUGAAAAUGACAAUGCACCACGCUUCACACAGCAACAGUAUGCGGCAUCGGUGUGGGAAGGCAACAGUAAGGGGGCAUUUGUGAUGAAAAUCGAUGCUUUCGACUCGGAUCAAGGAGCGAAUGCACGCAUCCUGUACCACAUUGUGGACGGAAACCAUGACAACGCGUUUAUCAUAGAACCGGCAUUCAGUGGCAUCGUCAAGACCAACAUAGUACUGGAUCGAGAGAUUCGUGAUAAAUAUAAGCUGAAGGUUAUAGCCACUGACGAGGGCGUUCCGCAAAUGACUGGAACGGCAACUAUCAACGUCAACAUUGUGGACGUUAAUGAUAAUCAGCCAACCUUUCCACCAAAUACCGUAAUCAGUGUCAGUGAAGCAACAACUGUCGGAACGGUUCUCACCACCAUAACAGCCAAUGACGUAGAUACAAACCCACCAUUAACGUACAGUUUUGCUGAGGUAUCGGAUGAUGAUGCAACGACCUACUUCGCUAUAGAUCGCUACAGCGGCAAGAUCAUCCUAAUCCGAUCACUGGACUACGAGAACAGGCAGGAGUUUCAAUUGCGUUUAUUAGCGUCUGAUUCGGCGCAUGUAGCUCGCACAACGCUUACCGUGCGCGUGAUUGAUGUGAAUGAUAAUGCACCCAUCUUCCAGCAAAUUACUUACCAUGCCGUCGUUUCUGAAAAUGCCGAUGGCAACAACAAUAGGAACAUGAUGAUUCUCACCGUGAAUGCAACCGAUGCAGACAGCGAGUCAAAUGCGAGUUUACGAUAUUCGAUCGUGUCUCCCAUUGGUGCGGCAGCCAAAGGCUUUAGUAUUGACGAAUCAGGAGGACAACUGUUUGCAAAUGUAAGCGAACUUGCUGCAAAUGGUAUAGGUGGUACGUUGUACCUAACUGUUGGCGCCACCGAUUCAGGGCAGCCAACUUUGUCAUCAACUACGACAGUACGAGUGGAGUUGAAAUCUAAAAGCAAAGCGAACCCACAAUACAUUCAGAGCCAUUAUAGAGUUUCUGUAAACGAAGAUAUAGUUCCGGGAACAACAAUUAUCAAUCUUAUUCCUAAUCAGAUCCUACAACAGCAGCAAAUGUCAAAUGAAGCAGCGUUCAUGUUUGAUAUCAUCGAUGGCAACGAGGGUUCCGUGUUUGACGUGACUUACCCUGACGGGGCACUGGUACUGGUGAACCAGUUAGAUCGGGAACAAAUUGACUACUAUGAGUUGAAGCUAGUGACUAUCGAGCCUGGAGGUCGGAACAUGAAUCAGGCGGACGCUAAUUUCAGUACGAUCAUCCGUGUGCUUAUCACAGUAGAGGACGCAAACGAUAAUGCUCCAGAAUUCCAACCAGGUACUUACGAGUCAACGAUUGGUGAACUAGUACCCAUCAAACACUCCAUUGCCAAGUUGUUCGCAUUUGACGCUGACCAAUCGGGAUCAUCCAGCUCUGAAGUGAUCUAUCAAAUCAUUUCCGGAAACGAUAGUGGCAUGUUUUCAAUAGAUCUUGUAUCUGGGCUCCUAUACACCAACAAAUACUUAGACUAUGAUCGAGGCCCAACCCAGUACAGCCUCGUAGUACGUGCAUGCGACAGUUACCCGGCGCCCCGUUGUACGGUGCAUCCGUAUAAGAUCUCUCUUUCGGACGAAAAUGAUAACGAACCGCAGUUCCCAGUCUCUGAAUAUUUGGAAUAUGUGGGUGAAAACGAGCCUAUAGGGAUUAGCAUCUUUACGGCCCGCGCAACCGAUAUAGACCGAGGGUCGUUUGGGCUCGUCAACUAUACGAUCGACAGUGCACUAUCGAGUGCCUACUCCGGGCCCGAUGACAGUUGGAAGCUAUUUAGGGUAGAUUCCACAAGUGGGAUUGUCAACUCAAACGCAAUAUUCGAUUAUGAAGAAAAGAAUCGCUACGUGUUUGCGCUACGCGCUACAGACACAGGUGGCAAAUCACAAACGGUACGAGUAAGGAUUGUGAUUGAAAGUCGGGAUGAAUUUAGUCCGCAGUUCACCGAGCGCACGUAUCGAUUCGUAAUCAAAACACCUGUCGAGUCGGGCCACUUACCCGUAGGCUACGUGGUGGGCCACGUGACGGCUACGGAUCGGGACCGAGGACCGGAUGGGCGCAUAGUAUAUCAACUAACAACACAACACUCGUAUUUUAAAAUGAAUCGUACGACGGGGGCAAUACUUAUCAAGAAACGUCUGGACAACGUAGCCGCCAUGCUCGACGCCGGUCGAGACAUCAGUCUAGUGGUAACAGCUGGAUCCGGCCGGCAGGGGUCACUCACCAAUAUGACAGUGGUCGAGAUAGCAAUCGACACGCUGACGCACUUGAAGGAUAACGAGUUGAUUAAUGAAGGUACCGUCAACGGGGACAGAGCAGAGUACGAGAACUCACAAUCAGUUUCCGCCGGUGGUGGCUUUGCCAACUGGGCUCUUGGUUUAGUAAUAUCGCUGCUGCUACUUAUUGUCGCUGUUGCAUCGAUAUUUCUUUUCCUCCAUAUGCGACAUCGCCAGCAGAAACACGUCAACAAGACGGGACUCAACUCCGAAUCAGUUGGCCAUUCAAACAAUUAUGUCGAUCCAAGCGCGUUUGACACGAUUCCGAUCAGGGGAUCAUCGAGUGGUGCGGCAGGAGUAGGCCAAUUUGCCCCACCCAAGUACGAUGAAAUUCCACCUUACGGUGCAAGCUCUAACUCAGGUGCCGCCACCACAUCCGAGCUAUCAGGUUCAGAACAAUCAGGAUCGAGCGGGCGCGGUUCAGCCGAGGAUGACGGAGAGGAUGAAGAGAUUCGAAUGAUCAACGAAGGCGGGCCAUUGCAACGAGACGGUUUGCAACUUGACGGUCGAAUUUCAGACGUAUCCGUGCAGAACACCCAGGAGUAUUUGGCGCGAUUAGGAAUUGUUGACAACGGUACAACAGGCAACGCGUCUAACUCGUCACGUCGCUGUUCAGAGAGCAUGGGUCUCGGUAGCUCUAAGGACGCCAUGCUUCACAAUCUACCGAUUGACACACUGCAUAUGUUCCACGAUGAUGAGCACCACCGUGAUGAAUCUGAUCUUACAAAUUUGAUUUACGCCAAGUUGAACGACGUCACAAAUAACAGCGACCGUGCGAGUAGCGUCGAUGAAACAGUCACGAAUGCGGGCAGCAUUGGCGCCACAGUCGAUCAUGUCAUGAUGAGCGGUUGUGGCUACGGAGACGUACCCGUCGUCGGUAAUCAACAAGGCAUUUCCAUGAAUGGCUCACUCAGCUCGAUUGUGCAUAGCGAAGAGGAGCUCACCGGGAGCUACAACUGGGAUUAUCUGCUCGACUGGGGCCCUCAAUAUCAGCCACUAGCGCACGUGUUCUCAGAAAUCGCGCGUCUUAAAGAUGACACCCUAUCCGUGCAGAGCGGAAACAGCGGUACUUCAAGUGCCAAGAGUAAAAAUUCACUACACCAUGCUGUCAAAUCACUCCCGCCGCCACUGUUGACGAACGUUGCGCCCCGAUCAAUCAACGUCCCUGUCUUUGCAGGCCGUAGCAACCCAAGCAGUCUCCACGGAGGUCCUCCCAGUCAUCAAUAUCUGUUGCCACGUUCACCCAUCAGUCAUGAUUCGGCGGCUGGUUUCAGCACCUCCUCGGCGAUGUCCCCUAGCUUCUCUCCGUCGCUGUCACCAUUGGCUACUCGGUCACCGUCUAUAUCCCCACAUGUGGUGUCAACAGGCAUGCCAACGGCCCAUCAUAUGGUUUCUCUGCCUCGGCCACCGCAGCAGCGCGGAGCAACCGUAGGCCAGCGGAAGCCCUACUAA